AUGUUCAUGUCUAAUAAUGCGUGCUUGGUGCCUACUUCUUUCUGGCUUACUGGCAUCCCAGAGCUAGAGUCCCUGCACGUUUGGCUCUCCAUUCCCUUCAGCUCUAUGUACCUGCUGGCUGUGGUGGGAAAUGUCACCAUCCUGGCAGUGGUAAAGGUAGAACGCAGUCUGCACCAGCCCAUGUACUUCUUCCUGUGCAUGUUGGCUGUCAUUGACUUGGUCCUGUCAACCUCUACCAUGCCCAAACUGCUGGGCAUCUUCUGGUUCGGUGCCCACAACAUUGGCCUGGAUGCCUGCUUGGCCCAGAUGUUCUUCAUCCACUGCUUCGCCACUGUUGAGUCAGGCAUCUUCCUUGCUAUGGCUUUUGAUCGCUAUGUGGCCAUCUGUAACCCACUACACCAUACCUCAGUGCUCACUCACACAGUGGUGGGUCGUUUGGGCCUGGUUGCCUUCCUCCGUGGAGUACUCUACAUUGGACCCCUGCCCCUGAUGAUUCGCCUGAGACUGUCCCUUUACCGGACCCAAAUCAUUGCCCACUCCUACUGUGAGCACAUGGCCGUGGUCACCUUGGCAUGUGGUGACACAACAGUCAACGAUUUAUAUGGAAUGGGAAUUGGUUUCCUCGUAUUGAUCCUGGAUUCAUUAGCCAUCACUGCCUCCUAUGUGAUGAUUUUCAGGGCGGUAAUAGGGCUGGCUAGCCCUGAGGCCAGGCUUAAAACCCUAGGGACAUGCAGUUCUCACCUUUGUGCUAUCCUUGUCUUCUAUAUCCCUAUUGCUGUCUCCUCUCUCACUCACCGCUUUGGUCAUGUGCCUCCCCAUAUUCACAUCCUUUUGGCCAACUUUUACCUCCUUAUUCCACCCAUUCUCAACCCAGUUGUCUAUGCUAUCCGCACCAAACAGAUUCGAGAAAGACUUCUCCACAUUCUUAAGGCAGCAGCUCAACCCAAGUGA
Molecule: messenger RNA, 951 nt
Organism: Hipposideros armiger (great roundleaf bat)
Lineage: Eukaryota; Metazoa; Chordata; Mammalia; Chiroptera; Hipposideridae
Product: olfactory receptor 52M1-like
Exons: 1
Coding region: 1-951 (316 amino acids)
Biological process (GO): G protein-coupled receptor signaling pathway
Cellular component (GO): plasma membrane
Molecular function (GO): olfactory receptor activity; G protein-coupled receptor activity
Source: RefSeq, a predicted model, not a curated record